CCCGCGCACAGCCCGGCCGGGCCAUGACCCCCGCUGCGCUCUUUCACAGGCUCAUCGCCGCGGCCGCCCGGGUGGGUCCCCGGAUCCCGGGGCGCGGCUCCACAGUGAGCCGUCCAGGAAGCGCUUGCACCGGACGGUGGGGGUGUGGCCCGCGCGUGGACGCCUGUGUCCCCACUACUCCCCAGAGGACACCAAGCUGUGGACCUCUCAGCGCGCGUUCCUUCGGAAUGAACCACACCACCAUUCCUGAGGGCUGGAAGUGAGCCCGGGCCUGCAGGAGUGCCAACAUGGGGCUUAAGCUGUCCUGCCUGAAAGGCUUUAAAAUGUGUGUCAGCAGCAGCAGCAGCCAUGACGAGGCCCCUGUCCUGAGCAACAAGCACCUGGAUGUGCCCAACAUCAUCAUCACCCCCCCGACCCCCACGGGCACAACACUGCCGAGAGACUCGAGGCGGACUGUCUGGCUAGAUGAGAUGGGGACGAACCUGGAUGAUGGAGAAAUGGACCCAGAAGCUUGAGGAGGGGGCACAUGAUGGGGAUUUGUCCACAUGUGCUCCUGUGCUCGCUAGCCACCCCCACUCCAGAUGUCCUGGUGGGGACGUGGCUGCCUGGGACAGCUGUGCUGAGUACACACAUGUGCACAUGUGCUGGAUGGGGAGACGGAGCAAUUCCGGGCCGAGGAGAGCAGCACUUGAGGUGUGGCGAGAUGAGCGAGGAAUCCACCCUACUGCUUCCAGAACAAUGCUUCCAAGGUCCCGCUGAGUGGAACAGACCUCUAAUGCCUAUGUUCCUGCUGACCCUGGUGUGGAAGAGGGGAAGAUCCUUCCCUCAAGGCCCUGGAGAUGGCUGGCAGAGUGCAGGCCAAGGCUCUCUCCUCUGGGAACACAUACCCUCUGCGCCUUGUUUUCUCGUGGCAUCAACACAAACUAGAACUUCUCGCAAGACGAGCAGCUUGGUUUUUUACAAGUUGUUUUACAGAUAUCAAAACAGUCCAAAAAGUGGUUUCUAAUUUCUUUUUUGCAUAUAAAUAAAGAUCCUCUGUGAUGAACAGCAAGUCUUGCUCCUGGGGGCGUUUAAGACAAUUGCUUAGAACAGAGAAGCCAGCCCGGCUUGUGAUGGGCCUUCGGAUAGUCAGUUUGCAGACUACUGUAGGCCUCAGUGUGGUCCAGGUCAGAUGGGUCUGGUGAGUCCCAGGCUCAUCGCUUACCAGCUGUGGGACCCCGCAGGGCCUUCGUUUUCUGUAAAAUUGGGGUAAUAACACAUCUCUAGGAUAGGAGGCAGUGUUGUUUUUUAAAUAACAUUUGAUUGUUGGUAUCUGCAUUUCCCUGUCGGCUGCUCUGAUCUUGGCGUGUAUUUUUAUGUUCAUUUUCUGUGGCUUCUCCUGAGUUUGGUUUUUCUCACUGUCUUAUCGGCUCCCCUAGAAGCAGAGCCUGAGGCAAGGAUUGGGUCCAAGAAGUUUAUUUGGGGGAGAAUCUCAGGAAGCAUCAGUAAGGGAGGGGGGAAGCAAGGCAGGGAAGGGAAGGAACCCCCCAUAAAGGGGGCUAUUGAACCAGUUACCCCCAAGAACACCUAGACUUAGGUCCCCUGGGGGGCCCUGGGGGUAGGCAGUGUGGAACUCCUGUCAUUGUU
This is a messenger RNA of Trichechus manatus latirostris (Florida manatee), 1626 nucleotides long. RefSeq names its product chromosome unknown C16orf74 homolog (gene CLMB). The transcript is spliced from 5 exons. Bases 288 to 515 code for a protein of 75 amino acids. Lineage: Eukaryota; Metazoa; Chordata; Mammalia; Sirenia; Trichechidae. The record is from RefSeq and is a predicted model, not a curated record.